This is a messenger RNA of Exophiala dermatitidis NIH/UT8656, 1203 nucleotides long. RefSeq lists its product as uncharacterized. Gene Ontology annotation, biological process: amino acid transmembrane transport. The coding region runs from base 1 to 1203 and encodes 400 amino acids. Gene Ontology annotation, molecular function: amino acid transmembrane transporter activity. The record is from RefSeq and is a predicted model, not a curated record. The transcript has a single exon. Lineage: Eukaryota; Fungi; Ascomycota; Eurotiomycetes; Chaetothyriales; Herpotrichiellaceae. Gene Ontology annotation, cellular component: vacuolar membrane.
AUGUCCAUCUUCAACUGCACAAACACUCUCAUCGGCGUCGGGAUCCUUGCGCUGCCUUUAGGACUUCAGCAAUGCGGCUGGGUUGUUGGCCUGGUUCUUCUCACAUUACCUGCAGUGGUGACCGCUUACACUGCCAAACUUCUCGUCAAAUGUCUUGACAGGGAUCCCACAGCCGUCACUUAUGGCGAUAUUGCACAUAUGGCAUUUGGCAGCAUCGGGCGGCAUUUCGUGGAAGUGCUGUUUGUUUUCGAGCUCAUCGCGGCUAAUGUCGCGCUGGUUAUUCUCUUUGCAGACAGUGUUGGGUCACUUGCUCCAAUGCUGAGUGUGACGACAUGGAAAAUCAUCAUUGCAACCAGCCUCAUCCCGCUGAAUUUCGCCCCUUUGCGGAUAUUGAGCGUCAGCAGUGCCAUCGGCAUUUUUUGUGUGGUUGGAAUCCUCGCUCUCCUUGUCUCGACCGGCCUGACAAAACCUGAUGCACCGGGUUCCCUUCUCCACCUCGCACACACUCGAGCUCUUCCUACCAGUUGGAAAGCUAUUCCGGCAACACUGGGCUUGUUUAUGGCUCCCUGGGGUGGCCACAGCAUUUUUCCCGCCGUCUACAAAGACAUGCGACAUCCGCAAAAGUACUCCAAGGCGCUUGCGUACACCUACAGCAUCACUUACUCCCUUGCCCUCUCGAUAGCUGCAGUUGGAUACGUGAUGUUCGGCGACGGCGUUCUUACUGAAAUCACGUCAAACAUUCUGGAACUCGACGCUUAUCCGCGUAUUGUUUCGGUUCUCACACUGGCGCUCGUCGCGGUGGUCCCUGUUACAAAGAUCGCCUUGAUCAACAGGCCGCUCAUGGACACCGUCAACAGAAAGCUGGACGUGUCUCUUCUCCACCGAGAAAAGGCGCAAGAGUCAGCAGACCGAAAGCAUGGAAUCGUCCGCUUUGUUGUCGGCGCCUCGUGCAAUGUACUGGAACUCAUGUUGGCAAUCAUGGUCCCUAACUUUGACGAUGUCAUUGCGUUUAUGGGGUCAGCACUCUGCAUCACAAUAUGCAUCAUCUUACCUGCGGGUUUCUAUCUCAGGGUUUGCGGCGGCGAGUCCUGCAAGAAUGAUCUCUUCAACAAGUCUAUAUGUUGGUCGCUGAUUGCUAUUGGGAGCGUUUGCGCAAUUUGUGGGACUUUGUCCGCUGUGCUGGGCGGAGCUGAAACGAGCUAG